AUGGCUGAGGUCGCGAACAUUGUUGCAGGCGUCUUUCAGUUGAUUCCUCUUUGCAACGCCGGAUUCGUUUUGAUCAAAGAUGUUGUACAGCUAGAGCAGAAACUAAGCGAGCAACAGAUAUGGAUUCAGAAUCAUCAAAACAAUUUCUGGUCAUGGUGUGAAAUAUGGGGGCCUUCCGAAAUUCGAGAACGAAAGUUCAAACACUACGCCCAGGACAACCCAGUGAGCGCCAAAGCUGUGCUGCGUCAGCUGGCUCUCAACUCUCGCCUGUUCUUUGACAUCAAAGGCCUUGACCGAUACGGCUUCGAGAUCAAGAAGCUGAUACCCACGGACCACCGAAUUCAACAACUUGACAAUUUUCACUUUGAAACCAAUGCUGACCUCGACCCGCAAAACAUCAACCGCUUCGAGGCCAAAUGCAACACCAACUUAUUGGUGAUGAGAAGAAUCCAGUUCUCACUGGUAAGCGGUGCAAAGGGCGUCGAUGAACUGAUUGCAAGAUUCCGAGAGUUCAAUGAGGUCUUAUGGGGUUAUGGCCAGCCCUUGGAACUGGCCCGUCUAAACAAGGGCAUAUACGACAAUCUCAAUCAGCUGACGGGAGAUCAACUAAAUAAACUUCUCGCCGCCUACACGCGGGAGUCUGAGACCUCAAGAGACUCAGUGAGUGCUGGUAACUAUCGUUCGUUGGCAAAGAUGGUCAACUUGCGAGCCCAUGCCAUCCAGGGGGCUCCUGGAAGACCCCAUGUGUUUGGAGCCAGCUCGUUUCACAUGACAGACAACUACAGAGUAGACAGUCGCGGCACGUCCACAAUGGCGCUUCUUUACGACUACCCAAAGAAAGGUGAUCACCGAGUUGCGCUCAUAGAAUGGGCGCAGAACGCACAGGUUUCAGGCAAAAGACGGGAGAUUGAGAAACUGGCACUUCUAUUGAAUGUUCCCAAGCCAGACGAGAUGUCUAUGCUUGAUUCCUAUGGAAUAUUAGACGACCUACAACGAACCAACCGGCUUGGUUUUGUCCUAAAACCGCCCAUCAAUAUCCGAACUAAUCUUCCUCAACCAUUGCCACCAGGAGCCAUCUCGGAACGACGAAUGCCCAUCAACUUGAGACAGCUCAUCAAAACCCGGGAUGGUCUGGACCUAGGCGUGAGGUUCGACAUUGCCAAGAAGCUUGUUGAUACUGUCCACAUGAUGCAUGCCGUAGACUGGGCGCACAAGUAUGUUGCCCCAUCACACUUCAAGCCUGACACGGCUAAUCGUUUACAUAGGAACAUCCGACCCAACAACAUUUUGUUCUUCCCUCUGGGCAGUAUUGGCGACGAAUCCUCGACCCAAGCCGCCCACAGAGUCUUUGACCUUUCGAGUCCUUUCAUCGCUGGUUAUAGCAACGGCGCAGCUUCUGGUAUCAACAUGAAACUCGACUACUACGAGCAUCCAGCAAGACGCAACGACCCUCAGAUAGCCUAUCGACGCCUCUAUGAUCUCUAUAGUCUGGGCUGUGUCUUGCUUGAAUUGGCGCUCUGGACAACGAUAGACAAGCAAAUUGAGCACGAUCCCGGGAGCAGAGAAGCGUCCUACAAGGUCAUCCGAGCGCUUUCCCUUAAACCUACGUUGGAUAGGUGA
This is a messenger RNA of Podospora anserina S mat+, 1620 nucleotides long. RefSeq lists its product as uncharacterized. Bases 1 to 1620 code for a protein of 539 amino acids. Gene Ontology annotation, molecular function: ATP binding; protein kinase activity. The record is from RefSeq and is a predicted model, not a curated record. Lineage: Eukaryota; Fungi; Ascomycota; Sordariomycetes; Sordariales; Podosporaceae. Gene Ontology annotation, biological process: protein phosphorylation. The transcript has 3 exons.